ACUCUGUGUGUAGGGCACCAGAUUAUAAUGGACAUAGUGAGAGGCCAGUUUGAUGAAAUUGCAUGUUCAGCAACUGGUUCUCGAACCCGCCCUGGGGGUCGAGUGGCAAGCGGUCAUUCACUGGACCGGCGAAGACAGAGUGUACACUGCUCAGGAGCAAUGAUGGUUUUAACGCCUGAACCAAAUUUAUCCCAGGAUAGAUCCCAGUCUUUGGAAGGCUGUUUUAACCCUGCAGAUUCCUCAACUAAUUCUUGCUUUGAUGACAUGGACAGUGACUUGGAAAAGUUUAGUGAACAAAAUGGAAUGAAGACCUUGGGCACAAAUGCCAUGGAUCCUGGAAAACAAUAUGAAUGUCUUUCCUCACCAAGGGAACAAAUGAAAUCUAAUACCUGGGAAGUUCAGAUUUCAGAUAAAUCAGAUUCAGAAGAUAAUUCUGAGGAUUGCUUCAUUGUCCAAGAUCAGACAAAGCCAUUGAAAAAUGAGCCUGAUAAGCAAGAGGAUAUGGCUGACAACGAUGAAGACCCCCAACUUGAACAUGCAAUAGCGAAAAUGAAAACAUUGGAUAAGAUUUUGGUACUGACAGAGGAAAAAGAAAGACAAGUAAAGAAACAGGGAGAAGAGCUGAAGAAAAAGCUUUGGGAUGAAUUUGAGGAAAAGAGUAAGAAAGAGAUUCAGAAGAAGACAAGCUGCAGGAAUGUGAAUACUGGAAUCUCAGUGGCAGAAAAAAAUGCAAAACCAGAGGGAAUGGUGGAGUGCCCUGAGGUGGCAGAAAAUACAAUGAGAUUCUUGGCACUGACACCAAGUGGAAAUGGUGCAGAACAGGUUUCGUCUAUAUUCCACACUCAACUCCCUAUGGAGGACUAUGAAAGGAAACGCAAUGAACAGGACCAUGACUACCAGAGCUGUGCUGAAGAAGUUAAAUUGCCUUCAGCAGCUUGCACCAAAAAUGUAGAAAACAAAGAAAUAAGGAGCCAAAUGCUUCCCCAAAAUAAGAUUAAAGUUAAAGAUUUUAUUAAGAAGAACAUUGAGCUGGCAAAGGAAGCCAAGAACACAGUACUAUUGACUGACGAUGAGAAACGACGACUAACAGAACUAUUGAAGAACAUUGAUGUUGAGAUAUCGAACAAUGAAGAUACCUCAAUGCCCUGGGCACUAACAGUGGCAGAAAGAGAAGGAUAUACACCAGAGUCCAUGGAACAACAACAACAACUGGCUGAAAUUGAUGCUAAACUGCAGGAUUACCUUUUAACGGAGGAUGAUGGCUCCAUGAUUACAAACUCAAGGUCUAGUGUACAAAUCUGGAGUUAUCAGAGCUCAUUGGAUACUCUGGCAGAGAUUGGGCCUGGUGAAGAGGUGCUUCUUCAAUUGCGGGAUGAACGAGAACAAUACUUGCGAAUGGGAGAGAUAGAACAACAGUUGAAAUGUCUGGAGAUGGUAUCAAGAGAGGUUGAUAUUGAUGCUGUGCCAAACCUACCAAACGCCACAUCGACCUCCUUACUGGACGAUUGCAUCCGAUGUCAAAGUUCAGGGGGACUAUGUGAAAGUGAUGUUUUGGAUGCUGGCACCAACACUUCUGUUUCUUUGUGUUCUCGACAUUCUCAGGCAACGACUGUAUUUAACCCGACACGGCUGUCAGACUCUGUCCUUUCCCAGCUUCUGGAAGAUGCAUACCGAUCAGGCAUUUCCCCAGCUUCUGGUAGAACAGAAGGAGGUAGCAAAGAAUUAGUUGUCGGUGUCGAGAGUGAGGACCCAAAUUACUAUCGCAGCAAAGUCCUGGCUAACAUCAGUAGGCUGUCAGAAAGAUUGCUGGAUUUUCCGACAGAGGAUGAUGAUAAAUCAGAUGGUGAGGAUGGGGAAUGGAUGCAAUGCGACAGAGAGGUGUCCUAUUUGACUAGGGCACUGGAGAUCAAGCAAGGGAAAAAGCCCAUUUUCCUUGUGGAUUCAAACCUUUACGGAUCAAUGGACCGGGAGCAGUCAGCAGAGGACAGCAUUCCAACAAUUCCAUGGAUAUCACAUGGAGGUGAUGAAAAUGGUGCUGGGAAUGAAGAUUUAAAUAUUGCUGACAAUGAGGUGAAAUCAAAGUAGAAGAAAUGUUCUGGUCGCAUUUCAGAUCUUUCUGAAGUAGUCUUUAUUAAAGAUGGUUUGUUUAUUCUAAGAUUGUUUGUUCUGUCUGAUAUUCUGAUCUUUUGCAAAUGACUUGGUCAUAUACUAGAAGUGGCUGAUUUAUUCACUGAUAUGGUUCAAAGGAAAUAAUCUGCAAAGGAAUUUUGUUUUAAUUUUUUCAAUUAUCAUAAUUUCUUGCAGUGAAAUUUGCUUUUUUCACAAAAAUCAUAUUUGGGAGAUCCAGAAGAAGAGCUUUCUGGCUAAGCGGAGUAGAACAGCAUGAAUAUCAAACUUUUCUCCCCCAAUAGACGCGCACAAAAUGCUGGAGUAAAGAAUAGGUGACGUUUUGGAUCAGAACCCUUCUUCAGACUGAAAAAUAGAGAACAAAAAGGCCAGAACAUAAAAGGGUCAAAAACCGUGAGCCAACAUUAGACCAUUGUGGGCCCCUUGGCCAUCGGUGCUGGCUCUGAGUUGUUCUGUACCUUUUCACACUUCUAAUUUCCCUUUCCCCUGACUCUCAGUCUGAAGAAAGGUCGCAACCUGAAACAUCACCUAUUCCUUUUCUCCAGAAAUGCUGCCAGGCACACUGAGUUACUCCAGCAUUUUGUGUCUAUCUUCGGUAUAAACCAGCAUCUGCAUUUACUCCCUAAAUAUAUUCUCCCUCCAAGCUUAUUGAGAUUUGAAAUUUUGGUAUCCUGGACGAAAAAAUAAUUGCAAAACUAAUUAAAUGCUUGAUGGUUGAAAUUAAGUCACAAGAGAUGAAGGUGAAAUCAUUUCCAUCUCAAUAUUUAUGGAAGUAAUUUUAUACAAACUAAUCCUCUUUAAUUAUUGUGCCAUUUAGUGGAAAUGAAAACUGGAACAUAAUAAUGAUGUUGAUUAAUGUUAGUGCAAUAAAUUCAGUGUCAAAAGUCUAAUUUCCAAUAAAACUAACUACACGUGGUGAGCCUUGGUUCAAGCAUUUGGUUCAAGUAUCUGGUAUUGUUCACUUAAAUUUAUUUUCAUAGAAUAAAUAUGUGUUUUCCAUUACA
Amblyraja radiata (thorny skate) is the source of this 3131-nucleotide messenger RNA. RefSeq names its product fibrous sheath interacting protein 1 (gene fsip1). Bases 28 to 2085 code for a protein of 685 amino acids. Lineage: Eukaryota; Metazoa; Chordata; Chondrichthyes; Rajiformes; Rajidae. The record is from RefSeq and is a predicted model, not a curated record. The transcript has 14 exons.